Molecule: messenger RNA, 210 nt
Organism: Trichomonas vaginalis G3
Lineage: Eukaryota; Parabasalia; Trichomonadida; Trichomonadidae
Product: keratin-associated protein family
Exons: 1
Coding region: 1-210 (69 amino acids)
Source: RefSeq, a predicted model, not a curated record
AUGAAUUCAACAAAUCCGGCAAGUGUUUUAGGUUUUGGUACAUGGCAGCAGAUUGUAGAUAAAUUCUUAUACUGUGCUAAUUCAUCAAAUCAAACGGGUGGUUCAAAGAAAAUUACUGAAGCGAAUCUUCCACCACAUAAGCAUACAGGAACUACAAGUGAUUCUGGAGACCAUCAACAUACUAUUGAUCGUAGUUUCUUAAAUCAAUGA